This is a messenger RNA of Eutrema salsugineum, 1630 nucleotides long. RefSeq lists its product as uncharacterized. The record is from RefSeq and is a predicted model, not a curated record. Lineage: Eukaryota; Viridiplantae; Streptophyta; Magnoliopsida; Brassicales; Brassicaceae. Bases 192 to 1583 code for a protein of 463 amino acids. The transcript has a single exon.
AUAUUUAAAAAAACAAAAAUACAGUAAUUAUUAACAAACAUAAUGCUCGGACGAUAGUGACCACUGACCAAAUCAGGCGCCACAUGAAGAAAACGAAUCUUUAUAAAUGUGGCUUUGACUUGUCUUCUAUGUAGCUUAUCAAUAAUUCAUUUUGGUAUUUGCACACAGUUUUUUUCUCUUGACGAGAAAAAAUGGCAGAUGUGACCGUGAUUUCUUCAACCAUUGUUCAACCAUGUAACACCGAUCACUCGGGUCGGGUAAAGAUCCAUCUUACUCCAUCUGAUCUUAACCUUCUUCAUCUCAGUAGUCCUCAAAGAGGUCUUCUCUUCCCUAAACCCGACCCGGAAACCCGUUUCAUCUCUCGACUAAAGUCCUCUCUUUCGACAGCUCUGGAGAUCUACUUCCCCUUUGCUGGUCGUCUUGUCAAAGUAGAGAAUCUUGAAGACAAAACUGUGUCGUUUUUCAUAGACUGCGACGACAGCUCCGGUGCCAGAUUCGUCCACGCCGAAUCGAAAUCUUUAUCGGUGAGCGAUCUUCUUCAACCUCACGGCUCCAUCAUAAACUCUCGUCGCUUCAAUGACUCUGUUUUCAUGAGCCGAUUCUUUCCCGCCAACGACCUGAAAAACAUCGACGGCCUCUCUGAGCCCUUGCUUGCGUUGCAAGUCACCGAGAUGAAAGAUUGCGUCUUCAUCAGUUUCGGAUACAACCACAUGGUCGCAGAUGGAGCUUCGAUCUGGAGUUUCUUCAAUACUUGGUCCAAGAUUUGCUCGAAUGAUUCCGAUCAUCAGAAAAAGAACCUUGACCCUCUUGUCCUCAGAGGAUGGUUCCUCGACGGGAUCGAUUUCCCGUUUCAUAUUCCGGCUUCAGAGACGGAGAUGCCACCACCGAGCUUGGAAAUAUCUCCGGUGGUGGUUCCCACUACGAAAGUGAGAGUCUUUCACUUCACAAAGAGGAAUAUUUCAGAUCUCAAAGCUAAAGCCAACGGAGAAAACGGCUCUAGUGACGUGACUAUCUCCUCUUUACAAGCGCUUUCCGCACAUCUGUGGAGGUCAAUAAUGAGACACAGUGGUAUGAGCCGAGAAGAAGAGACUCAUUGCAAACUAGCGAUGGAUAUGAGGCAGAGGUUAAACCCUCCGCUUCACAAAGAGUGUUUCGGGAAUGUAAUCCAUCUCGGAAUAGCCACAGUCACCGUGGGGGAGCUGCUGGAUCAUGGGCUAGGCUGGGCUGCUUUGCAGAUUAAUAAAAUGGUGAGGUCACAAACGGAUGAAAAGUAUAAAUCUUUUGCAGAGAAUUGUGUUAGAAAUGGUUAUAAGAUCCCAAAAUUUGUUGGAAGUAGAAUGGUCAUUAGUGAUUCUGUGAUCGUAGCAAGCUCUCCCUGGUUCCAAGUGUAUGACAAUGAUUUCGGUUGGGGCAAACCGAUCGCUGCUCACGCUGGACCGGUCACUAGUAUCAAUGGCAGACUCACGCUUUUUAGAGGGAUUGAAGAUGGAAGUAUUGAUGUUCAUGGGACCUUAUGGUCCGACCAACUUGUGGAUCUCUUAUUGGCUGAUGUUGAAUUUCUGGAGUAUGUGACGAUUACAUGAUUGUAUUGUUUGAAUAUUCAAAAAUAAAGACGCAUAAAAGUCACAAA